AUGUCGAAUCAGUCUGAUGUUUCGCAUUCAUUACCAUCUGUUGAUAUGAUUAAUGCAACAAGUAAAUUGCAACUUGAAGCAGCAGAAAUUCGAAGCAAUAAACCCAAUUGGAACUCUUAUCUAAGGAGUCAAAUGAUAGCGCAAGAAGAUUAUAAUUUUAUAACCGCUUAUGAAGCAACAAAAUCAAAACAAGACCGAGAUACUUUACUAGAAUCAAAUAAAAAUCAGUGUGCGCGAACUAUGAUCAACUUUAUUACAACUGUUGCUAAGGAUCAGAAUGUAAGAUAUGUUCUUACAGUGCUGGAUGAUAUGUUACAGGAGGAUAAAACUCGAGUCGAUUUGUUUCAUGCUUUUGCAAAAAAGCAAAAGCGAACGAUUUGGUCGUGGUUUCUUGGUAUUUUACAACGGCAAGAUAGUUUUAUUGUAAAUCAGAUGUCUUCCAUAAUCGCUAAACUGGCUUGUUUUGGUUCAACUUUGUUGGAUGGUUCUGAUUUAAAUUAUUAUUUCGCUUUUUUGAAAGAACAGUUGAGGACACCUGGUAAUGAUUACAUUAACACGACAGCUAGAUCUUUGCAAAUGAUGUUGCGUAUAGAUGAAUAUCGUCAUGCUUUUGUAUCUAUGGAUGGCAUUGCAAGCAUUUUAUCAACACUAAGCGGUAAAGCGAAUUUCCAGCUGCAAUAUCAGUUGAUUUUCUCUCUAUGGUGUUUGACAUUUAAUUCAUCAAUCGCGGAACAAAUACCAUUAAGUGGUGCAAUACAAUUUUUAGCUGAUAUCCUAUCGGAAUCAAGUAAAGAAAAAGUUAUUCGCAUUAUCUUGGCUACAUUCCGUAAUGUUUUGGAAAAGAUUGAGGACAGUGAUUUGGUUAGAGAGUCUGCUUUGCAGAUGGUUCAGUAUAAAACAUUGAAAACUCUAGAAUUAAUGGAUGCUAAGAAAUUCGAUGAUCCAGAGUUGCAAGAAGAUAUUGAGUUUCUGUGCGAAAAAUUGCAUAUAUAUGUUCAGGAUUUAUCAUCAUUUGACGAAUAUGUAGCUGAACUCAAAUCUGGAAGAUUACAGUGGAGUCCAGUUCAUAAAUCUGAUAAAUUUUGGCGAGAAAAUGCUCAAAGGUUCAAUGAGAAAGAUUCUGAACUUGUAAAGACUCUGAUCAAAAUAUUAGAAGUGCAAACAGAUAGUCUAAUCCUUUGCGUAGCAGCGCACGAUAUUGGUGAAUAUAUUCGCCAUUAUCCUCAUGGAAAAAAUAAGAUUGAACAAUUGCAAGGAAAACAGGCUGUUAUGAAGCUAUUAUCAGCCGAUGACCCAAAUGUACGUUAUCAUGCUUUAUUAGCUGUACAAAAGAUGAUGGUUCACAACUGGGAAUAUCUUGGGCGCCAACUUAAGGUUGAAAAUGAAAAUGAAAAAGGAAGUGCAAAUUCCUGA
Molecule: messenger RNA, 1413 nt
Organism: Dracunculus medinensis (Guinea worm)
Lineage: Eukaryota; Metazoa; Nematoda; Chromadorea; Rhabditida; Dracunculidae
Source: the annotation of a GenBank genome assembly